Messenger RNA from Seriola dumerili (greater amberjack), 4211 nucleotides. It is a transcript of the gene eml2, whose product is annotated as echinoderm microtubule-associated protein-like 2. Gene Ontology annotation, biological process: microtubule cytoskeleton organization. The transcript has 22 exons. The record is from RefSeq and is a predicted model, not a curated record. NCBI's taxonomy places the organism in Eukaryota, Metazoa, Chordata, Actinopteri, Carangiformes, Carangidae. Gene Ontology annotation, molecular function: microtubule binding. The coding region runs from base 1 to 2583 and encodes 860 amino acids. Gene Ontology annotation, cellular component: mitotic spindle.
AUGAAUGUGGGGGAGAAAGGAAGGGGUGACGGCGUGAAGAGGAGGUCCAGAGGGGUGAAAGGAGGACAAAGGACCGGACGGAGAGGAGGAAGAGCUGGAGAGAGAGACGGGAUAAGAAAAGAGGGAAGGAUGUCGGAGAGGAUAGCUUCGUGUGGGAGCCUGUAUGACAGCACCAACCUGCUGCUACAGUACUGCAACAACGAUGACACGGUGUCGGCCAGCAGUAACAUGGACAUGGAGGACCGGGUUUCCCACCUGGAGCAGAGGCUACAGCUGCAGGAAGACGAGAUCCAGCUGCUGAAGGCCGCUCUGGCCGACGCCCUACGGCGACUGGGCUUCUGUGAGGAGCAGAGCCUGGUGAUGCAGCCAGGAGGCGUCCAUGCUGCUGGGAGGAGACCUCUGGCCACCACAGCUUCAGCACCGCCUACCAAGGUGCGUCAGCUCCUGCAGGCUCUUCCCUCCAGACCUCUCAGUAAUGGCUACGUGCAACAGAAACGCCUCCUAUCCUCCCCUUCAUCUCCUAAGAAAGAAGUGCUGCAGUCCAUUAAGAGGAAGAGUAUGUCCACAGAGCGUCUCACCCUGGUGAGGAGAGAGAUGGGAGCAGAGAGUCGGAGUCGAACCACCUCCUCCAGCAGCUCCUCCGGUGGCAAAAGCAAAUCCAAAGAAUGCACCUUCAAUGCAGAGGACGGCUACGUGAGGAUGUUCCUCCGAGGUCGUCCUGUCACCAUGCACAUCCCCGACCAGCAGAGGGAGAGCUACAGCAUCGACCACAAGGCGGCGCUCCCUGACCGCAAGCUCAAGCUGCAGUGGGUGUACGGCUACCGCGGUCGUGACUGCCGCUCCAACCUCUACCUGCUGCCCACAGGAGAGAUCGUCUACUUCAACGCCUCCGUGGUGGUGCUGUACAACACGGAGGAGCAGCAGCAGAGACACUACCUGGGCCACAACGAUGAUGUCAAAUGCCUGAGUGUGCACCCGGACAUGGUUACCAUAGCAACGGGGCAAGUGGCUGGAAACUCUAAAGAUGGAAAGCUGCUGGCUCCCCAUGUUCGUGUUUGGGAUUCUGUGAGUCUCAACACGCUGCAUGUGCUCGGGAUGGGAGUGUGUGACAGAGCAGUCACAUGCGUAGCUUUCUCCAAGUCGAACGGCGGCACCUACCUCUGCGCCGUGGACGAUGCCAACGAUCACAUCCUGUCGGUCUGGAACUGGCAGAAGGAGAAGCAACUGGCUGAAGUCAAGUGCUCCAAUGACUCUGUACUGGCUGCUGUGUUUCAUCCCAUGGACGCCAACGUGAUCGUCACCUGUGGAAAAUCUCACAUCAACUUCUGGACCAUGGAGGGCAACACUCUGACCAAGAGACAGGGCCUGUUCGAGAAACACGAGAAACCAAAGUAUGUGUUGUGUGUGGCGUUUGCUGAGAAUGGAGAUGCCAUUACAGGAGACUCCAGUGGAAACAUCUACGUCUGGGCCAAAGGUGGUAACCGCAUCAGCCAGGUGGUGUCCGGGGCCCACGAGGGCGGGAUUUUCUCAAUAUGUGUCCUGAAGGACGGCACCAUGGUGUCUGGAGGAGGGAAGGACCGCAAGGUGGUGCUGUGGGACCACGACUACAGGAAACAGGCUGAGAUGGAGGUGGGUGAGUCGUUCGGUCCAGUUCGGGCUCUGGCUGAAGGAAAACCAGGAGAGCUGUUUGUUGGAACCACCAAGAAUGCCAUCAUCAGAGCUGCCUUCCCUGAUACAUUAACUCCUGUUGUACAGGGUCACACAGAUGAGCUUUGGGGGCUGGAUGUUCAUCCCUCCAUGGAGCAGUUCGUCACCUGCUCCCAGGACAAACAGGUUCACCUCUGGGACACCAACUCCCAUCAGCCCCUCUGGAGCAAGACUAUUGAUGAUCCAGGGAGGUCUGCAGGUUUCCAUCCCAGCGGGGCUGUUCUGGCAGUGGGGACCAUGACUGGAAGGUGGUUGGUGCUGGACACUGACACCCGGGAUCUUGUUUCUAUGCACACAGAUGGCAAUGAAAUCAUCUCCAACGUCAAGUACUCUCCAGAUGGUAACUUCCUGGCUGUCGCUUCCCAUGACAAUUUUGUUUACAUCUAUGCUGUGACGGAGAAUGGCCGAAAGUACAGCCGUGUGGGGAAAUGCACUGGUCACUCCAGCUUCGUCACCCACCUGGACUGGUCGACAGACAGCCAGUACCUCGUCACCAACUCAGGAGACUACGAGAUCCUCUUCUGGGAGGCAUCCAGUGGUAAACAUGUGACCAACAUGGACACGGUGCGCAACCUGGAGUGGGCCACUUACACCUGCACUCUGGCCUUCAGUACCUUCGGAAUUUGGCCAGAUGGAGCAGACGGCACAGACAUCAACGCCGUGUGCAGGUCACAUGACGGAUCCCUGCUGGCCUCUGCUGAUGACUUUGGCAAAGUGCACUUGUUCUCCUUUCCCUGUUCUCAGCCAAGGGCUCCGAGCCACGAGUGCAGUGGCCACAGCAGUCACGUGACCAACGUUGCCUUCCUGCACGACGACAGCCACCUGAUCUCCACCGGCGGGAAAGAUACCAGCGUCCUGCAGUGGGUGGUCGCCUAGGCAACACUAUCAGCCCACAUCUCUAAUCCCCCACAGGCGGGGACCAGCAUCCUCCCUGACCCCUGUCACCUCUUCACUGUUUAAUCAUCCUGCCAGCAGGGGGCAGCACCUCCUCCGUGCCCCCUGGAAAUUACAAAACCACACUCACAACUUGACCGGGCCACACACCACACAAGAUGAGAUAAUGAGUAUCACUGUAAUAAAUGGAAUAUUAUUUAGUGUCCAGCUGUUUGUAAUAGAAUGUAGAGAAAAUGACUUGUUGCCAUGCAGGAAGUGAAUCCUAAUUGUUCCCCCAAAAAAAAUCAACUACUGUAACACCAACUGAGCUGGAAGCUGCUGCUGGUGACACACAGUAAACCUAUGAUUUUAGCAUUACUACUAACUGUGCCUAAACUGUAUUUAUCUUAACCCCUUUUAACUGGAAUUCCACCUAUUUUAUAGGACUGAUGUGUUUGCAGGCUUGAGCUCCUUAAUUGCAAAUCAUGUGCACUUUACAGUUUUGUUGACCUUUUUUGAAUGCAUGCUACAUUGUUAGGGUUUACAUUUAUACUUUUGGGUUUAAUAGGGUAUUUUUCCUUCAGCUAUUGGUUUCCAUUCAUUUUCAUGAAGUAUGAAAAUCAAUCUGCAAACUCUUGAAAUGAGUCUGACUAGGAAAUACAGUAUUGAUUCUCUGUGAUUCAUUACACAACUAAAAUAUUUUAAAAUAUAUUUUCAUAUCACUGAAUCCAUGGAACCAAUGGAUUAUUGCAAUAAAAAAUACACCUACAUAUAUAUAAGACAACAGCUUGGUGUGCAGAAUAGUGAGCUGUAGUGUAAAGUAUACUUGAUUUGAAAUAACCAGGUGAAAACAUGGGCCCUUUAAUGGCUGCGCUCCAGGAGAAUGUAGUAGAUAGUUGUCAACAAGCACUGCUCUUUCCAGAAGCAAACAGUGACUUCAAGUAAACCCUCAAAACCAUGUGCAGACAUGUUGUGAAACAGAAUGUAGCCUUGUCAAGGUGUGAUAUUCCUGUGCAUGAGCUUUAAGAAAGAGUGAUGUCUGUUUGGAGGAAGUAACUGACCUGUCGUGGGGCAAAGGAAGAUUGUAUUAGAAUUCCUAAAAUAGGUGGUGUUCCCCUUUUAAAAUACUUACUAUUACCCCAUUGCCUUCUUAUACUACACUUUUCCAUCCCUCAGCCUCAUUUCCAAACUCUUAAGGUGCAGAUUGUUAUUAUCACAGACUGUAAAAUGGUACGAAGUGGCUGUUUUGUCUCCCCCCGACCCCCACCCGGGCUGCUGCGUUUCCCCCCAUCCCCCACCCGGGCUGCCGUGUUUCUGAUUGUACUACUACUGUAACUGUGCUGAGAAGGCACUAGAUGGCGCUACAAUACAAGAGAAUGAGCAUGACUGAGGCUGUCCUCCUGUAGAUGCUGUUAAUGUUGCAAAGGUCUCUAGAGUAAAAAUAUAUAUUAUGCAGUAUAUCCGAGUGGCUGUGUUAUUUUAAUAUUUAACUGUAACAAUGAUGGAUGUUAUUACUGUUCUUGUGGCACUUUUAGCGAUUGACAGAAGGGUAAUGUUGGCUACUGUGCUGUAGAAGUGAGCUUGAGCUGUGCUUUGCCUUCUGUUUUGUUAAUAAAGUUUUUACCCAAGUA